Messenger RNA from Thlaspi arvense, 1112 nucleotides. The record is from the annotation of a GenBank genome assembly. Lineage: Eukaryota; Viridiplantae; Streptophyta; Magnoliopsida; Brassicales; Brassicaceae.
UGUCCUUCCUCUUUCCAGCCUACCGAAUGCAGAUGAUGAUUCUUCUUGCAUUCUCUUUCCCCUAAUAUCCCAGGCAAAUUCAUUAUGUGAAAAUUUUCUUCCAUUUUCUCUUCAAAUCGCAUCUAUUUGAUCCAUAUUUCAGAUUCCAGAUCGUAGAAAAAGUCGUUGAAGCAACAUUAAAGAUGUUCUCUGAAGAAGUUUUGAAGAAUGUGUUUCCACUGCUCGAAGGAGAAGAUCUUGCAUCUUGUAUGGGUGUUUGCAAACAGUGGAGAGACAUAGCAAGCGAUGACUUCUACUGGAAAUGCCAAUGCGCAAAGAAAUGGCCUUCCGUUUGCAAACGCCAAAAGCCUCCCACUGAAACAUACUACAAGAUGUUUCAAACGUUUAGCAAACGGCGGCUAAACCGCACCCUCCCUCCUCCGAGGCUAUCAUUCGAGAACCUCGAGUUCUUCAUCGACAUUUGGACCGAAGAUAAACUUGUCUUCUCGGGAUUGAUACAGGGCCUUGCGCUUGAAACCGGGAUCAAACCCUUACCGUCAGGAAUCAGCAACGUUCUUAGAGCUGACCUCGAGAGACCUGACUACAAGAUGGUUGUUCCCGCUGAGCCAAGGUUCACUAUUCCGGUGAACCACACGGUUAGUGUCUCUAUGCUUGUGGGAAGGAACGAUUCAAAUAAGGUUGCUCGGAUAAUAAACCGGUCUGUGUUUGAGUAUAUCGACCAUUCUUCGUACAGAGCGCUUGCUUUCGAGUAUCUAGACUUGUCUCCUUAUUACCCUUUCGUCUCUGGUAUACGAGCUUGGAUCUCUUUGCUUUUCAUGGAUGUUGAGGAUGUGAAUGAUGGGAUCCUCGACGUUUUUGGGAUUCAGUUGGAUUUCUCUGAUGUUGCUGACACUAAAGAUGAGAUCUUGUGGCUUCUUGAUAUGCUUGAUUGGAAGUGAAAAACAAAGGUUAUGACUCUCUAAUUGCCAUUAUAGCUCUCUCUCAGGUUUGUAACUCUGUAUAAACACAUUUGGUACAGUAGCAGUAAUACUUUUACACCAUCUUUCUUUUUUCUUGGUUUAAGUAUGAUUAUUUUUUAUAUAUCUAAAAAAAAAUUACUUGGCUUUGAUUAA